UCGACGGCGCGAUGAGCAGGCGGCCCCGCGACGAGCCCUCCUCCUCCUACUCCUCCUCCCAAAAGCGCCACAACCCAGGCGUCGCCGGCGGCGGGUAUGGGGGCCAGCAAGCCUACUCGGAGGACCAGAUCCAAUCGAUGCACGUCGCGGACCACUACAGCGCCCGGACGAACCAGUCGCUCGAGGAGCGCGAGAACAGCCCCAUCAUCCACCUCAAGAAGCUCAACAACUGGAUAAAGAGCGUCCUCGUACAGCUGUACACGCGUCCAGGGGACCGCGUUCUUGAUCUUGCUUGCGGCAAGGGAGGUGAUUUGAUCAAGUGGGAUAAGGCCAGGGUUGGCUACUAUGUAGGGGUCGAUAUUGCGGAAGGCUCGAUAAAAGAUUGUAUGACCCGUUUCAAUGGUGAUUCUGAUCAACAACGACGCAAGAAGUUCAGUUUUCCUGCACGCCUUAUUUGCGCUGAUUGUUACGAGACUCGUCUGGAUAAGUAUUUAUCCGAGGAUGCUCCAUUUGACAUAUGCAGCUGCCAGUUUGCAAUGCAUUACUCAUGGUCAACUGAAGCACGUGCAAGACAGGCCCUUGCUAAUAUAUCUGCAUUGCUUCGUCCUGGAGGCACUUUCAUUGGGACAAUGCCUGAUGCUAAUGUCAUCAUUAAAAGGCUAAGAGAAACUGAAGCAAUGGAGUUCGGGAACAGUGUUUACUGUAUUACUUUUGGUGAAGAGUACGCUGAAAAGAAAUUCCCUGCAUCCAGACCUUUUGGUAUCAAGUACAAGUUUCAUUUAGAGGAUGCAGUUGAUUGCCCGGAGUGGGUUGUUCCAUUCCAUCUCUUCAAACUACUGGCGGAGGAGUAUGAUCUAGAGCUGGUUCUGAUGAAGAACUUCCAUGAAUUUGUAAACGAGUACUUGCAAAAGCCAGAUUUUGCUGAUCUCAUGCGGAGGCUGGGUGCUCUUGGUGAUGGACGAGACAAGAGUACCCUAUCGCAGGAUGAGUGGGAAGUAUCCUAUCUCUACCUUGCAUUUGUUUUGCGGAAGCGAGGCGCUGCUCCCUCUCAGCGGAGAGUCGGCAAUACUAGCAGAGGGAAGACCUUCCUUGCCGAGGAGGACAUCGAGGUUCUCUCCAUAUAAAGCAGACUGCCAUCCUGGAGCUUACUAACAACUUACUGAUUCUAUGCUUCACAUCGUGUAAAAGAAAGCUGAUCUUUAGUGGUUCACCUUUUAUUUUUCCAAUCUGUUGCAUAACUUUGCCAAGUGUAAUGUAUAAUCAGCAUGGUCUCAAUGAAUCAUGAUGUAAUUUUGCAGGGAUGGAUAAAUAUUAGGUGUCAGUUCACACAAAAGUUUUUAUAUACUGAACAUUUUAAAGUGAUUCACGUGUUUUCCC
Lolium rigidum is the source of this 1377-nucleotide messenger RNA. RefSeq names its product mRNA cap guanine-N7 methyltransferase 1-like. Gene Ontology annotation, biological process: 7-methylguanosine mRNA capping. Gene Ontology annotation, molecular function: mRNA 5'-cap (guanine-N7-)-methyltransferase activity. Lineage: Eukaryota; Viridiplantae; Streptophyta; Magnoliopsida; Poales; Poaceae. The record is from RefSeq and is a predicted model, not a curated record. Bases 12 to 1124 code for a protein of 370 amino acids. Gene Ontology annotation, cellular component: nucleus. The transcript has 13 exons.